Plasmodium reichenowi is the source of this 1707-nucleotide messenger RNA. RefSeq names its product calcium-dependent protein kinase 5. Bases 1 to 1707 code for a protein of 568 amino acids. NCBI's taxonomy places the organism in Eukaryota, Apicomplexa, Aconoidasida, Haemosporida, Plasmodiidae. The record is from RefSeq and is a predicted model, not a curated record. The transcript has a single exon. Gene Ontology annotation, biological process: protein autophosphorylation; intracellular signal transduction; peptidyl-serine phosphorylation. Gene Ontology annotation, cellular component: nucleus; cytoplasm. Gene Ontology annotation, molecular function: calcium-dependent protein serine/threonine kinase activity; calcium/calmodulin-dependent protein kinase activity; ATP binding.
AUGAAGGAGACGGAGGUCGAAGAUAUAGAUACGAAUAGAAAAGAUGAAAAAAUAAAAAAGAAAGAAAAAAUCGUAACUAUGAAAAAUGAAGAAGUGAAAAGUACGACAAAGAGUACGUUAGCCGAUAGUGAUGAGGACUAUUCAAUUAUAACAUUAUGUACGAAAUGCUUAUCUAAAAAACUUGAAGAUAAUAAGAAUCGAAUAAUCCUUGAUAGUAAAGCUUUUAAAGAUAAUAGAUUAAAAGGUAGAUGUAGUGUUAGCUCAAAUGAAGAUCCUUUAGAUAACAAAUUAAAUUUAUCACCAUAUUUUGAUAGGUCGCAAAUAAUUCAAGAAAUAAUUUUGAUGAAUAAUGAUGAAUUAAGUGAUGUAUAUGAAAUAGAUAGAUAUAAGUUGGGCAAAGGAUCUUAUGGAAAUGUUGUUAAAGCCGUAAGUAAAAGAACUGGUCAACAGAGAGCUAUAAAAAUUAUAGAAAAAAAGAAAAUUCAUAAUAUUGAAAGAUUAAAAAGAGAAAUAUUAAUAAUGAAACAGAUGGAUCAUCCUAAUAUUAUAAAAUUAUAUGAAGUAUAUGAAGACAAUGAAAAAUUAUAUUUAGUAUUAGAAUUAUGUGACGGUGGAGAAUUAUUUGAUAAAAUUGUAAAAUAUGGUAGCUUCUCAGAAUAUGAAGCAUAUAAAAUUAUGAAACAAAUAUUUUCAGCUUUAUAUUAUUGUCAUAGUAAAAAUAUUAUGCAUAGAGAUUUAAAACCAGAAAAUAUUCUAUAUGUAGAUAAUACAGAAGAUUCUCCUAUACAAAUAAUUGAUUGGGGAUUCGCUAGUAAAUGUAUGAAUAACCAUAAUUUGAAAUCAGUUGUUGGGACCCCUUAUUAUAUAGCACCCGAAAUAUUAAGAGGUAAAUAUGACAAAAGAUGUGAUAUAUGGAGUAGUGGUGUAAUUAUGUAUAUUUUAUUAUGUGGAUAUCCACCAUUUAAUGGAAAAAAUAAUGAUGAAAUUUUAAAAAAAGUGAAAAAAGGUGAAUUUGUUUUCGAUUCAAAUUAUUGGUCAAGAGUUAGUGAUGAUGCUAAAGAUUUAAUUUGUCAAUGUUUAAACUAUAAUUAUAAAGAAAGAAUAGAUGUUGAACAAGUUCUAAAACAUAGAUGGUUCAAAAAAUUUAAAUCAAAUAAUCUUAUUAUAAAUAAAACAUUAAAUAAAACCUUAAUCCAAAAAUUUAAAGAAUUCCAUAAAUUAUGUAAAAUUAAAAAGCUAGCUGUAACAUGUAUAGCAUACCAAUUAAAUGAAAAAGAUAUAGGGAAAUUAAAAAAAACUUUUGAAGCUUUUGAUCAUAAUGGAGAUGGAGUAUUAACAAUGUCAGAAAUCUUUCAAUGUUUAAAAGUUAAUGACAAUGAAUUUGAUAGAGAAUUAUACUUUUUAUUAAAACAACUUGAUACUGAUGGAAAUGGAUUAAUUGAUUAUACUGAAUUCUUAGCAGCUUGUUUAGAUCAUAGCAUAUUUGAACAAGAUGUCAUCUGUAGAAAUGCUUUCAAUGUUUUUGAUUUAGAUGGUGAUGGUGUCAUAACAAAGGAUGAAUUAUUUAAAAUUUUAUCUUUUAGUGCUGUCCAAGUAUCCUUUAGUAAAGAAAUUAUUGAAAAUCUUAUUAAAGAAGUCGAUGCUAAUAAUGAUGGAUUUAUAGAUUAUGAUGAAUUUUAUAAGAUGAUGACAGGAGUCAAAGAAUGA